CAACUUGAUGUUUGAUUCAGUCGUCUACAGUGGUGUCUGACAAGUCUAUCCCCAGGGAUACUACGUUAUGCAAGCUCUCUACCACUGCACGAUCACUCUGAUAAAGGCAUCUAUCCUCUUCCUAUAUCUGCGACUCUUCCCUUUCGAAUGGUUUAGAAUCGCACUAUGGGGAACGCAAGUCUUCAAUCUGGUAAUCGGUGUGUUGUUCCUUCUCCUCGGUAUCUUCCAGUGUAAUCCUGUCCACCUUGCUUGGACAGUAUGGAAACAUGACUCCAGAAGUCAGGGAACGUGCAUGAGUAUCGUCAACAUCGGGAUAGCCCAUGGGGCCAUCCAAGUUGGACUGGAUAUCUGGAUGAUCGCGCUACCUCUGCUGCAGGUUCAAAGCCUGAAUCUAAAGUGGGAGAAAAAGUCUAGCCUGGUGGUAAUGUUCAGCCUAGGUCUCUUUCUUACAGCUACCAGCUCAGUCCGACUGAAACUCCUCACCGACUACCAUCAAGGAACCGACAACUUUACGGUGAACUCGCUACCAGUCGCUACAUGGUCGGUAAUCGAGAUAGGCGUAGGUAUUUUUACGGCCUGCACGCCCAGCAUUCGACAGUUCUUCAGAAUCUUCAUUUUAAGACGACGUGAUGGAAGAGCCAGCUUGCACUCGGACUCCAGCCCUGGCAGGGCUUCUAGAGGCACCGUUGAGGAGGUUCCCUAAGCAACAUUGUAGAUGCAGGUGAACAAAAGCAUCUGGACGAUGGUCUACGAUAAGAUUUCUACGUACCAUCAUUCAUCGAGAACCCCGUAAAAUCAUCAAUCGAGGAUUUGUUGUUUAUUUU
Messenger RNA from Colletotrichum godetiae, 824 nucleotides. RefSeq lists its product as uncharacterized. The record is from RefSeq and is a predicted model, not a curated record. The transcript is spliced from 3 exons. NCBI's taxonomy places the organism in Eukaryota, Fungi, Ascomycota, Sordariomycetes, Glomerellales, Glomerellaceae. The coding region runs from base 68 to 703 and encodes 211 amino acids.